Hirundo rustica (Barn swallow) is the source of this 2455-nucleotide messenger RNA. RefSeq names its product E2F transcription factor 2 (gene E2F2). The record is from RefSeq and is a predicted model, not a curated record. NCBI's taxonomy places the organism in Eukaryota, Metazoa, Chordata, Aves, Passeriformes, Hirundinidae. Gene Ontology annotation, molecular function: DNA-binding transcription factor activity, RNA polymerase II-specific; RNA polymerase II cis-regulatory region sequence-specific DNA binding; protein dimerization activity. The transcript is spliced from 6 exons. Gene Ontology annotation, cellular component: RNA polymerase II transcription regulator complex. The coding region runs from base 129 to 1484 and encodes 451 amino acids. Gene Ontology annotation, biological process: regulation of transcription by RNA polymerase II.
CCGCUCCCCCAAAAUGCCGCGGCUGAGAUUGUGACACCCCCCCUACACACCUCCCGCCUCCCGGCUACGGAAUCGCGGGGUGCUCCUGCCCCCUUCCCCGGGCCGGGCUUCUCGGAAAGGACUUUGCAAUGCUGCGGCUCCCCAGGGGAGUGUCCCCCGCCCCGGGGAGGGGGGGUACCGCCCUCCUGCCCCCCCCUCCCCACCAGCACCCGAAGAAGGUCACGCCAGUGAUGGGCUCCUGUGAUCCGGGGGCUCCCAGCCUGUGCAGCCCCCCGUUAUCCACGGGCUGUUUGAGCCAGGGCUACACGCCGGCGGCUGUCAGCGCCCCCGCUUCCCGGGGCGGGUGUCUCUGUGACACCCCCCAAGGCCCCGAGCUCAGGACCCUGUGUUCAGCCUCGGCGGGACGGCUGCCGGCCAAGAGGAAGCUGGACCUGGAGGGCCCCGAAUUUCGCACGCCCAAGGGAAAGGGCUGGACACUGGCACAGGUCCCCAGCCCCAGGACCCCCAAGUCUCCCGGGGAGAAAACUCGCUACGACACCUCGCUGGGGCUGCUCACCAAAAAAUUCAUCCGUUUGCUGAACGAGUCUCCCGACGGCGUUGUGGAUCUGAACCGGGCUGCCGAGGUGCUGGAGGUCCAGAAACGUCGCAUCUACGACAUCACCAACGUCCUGGAGGGCAUCCAGCUCAUCCGCAAGAAAUCCAAGAACCACAUCCAGUGGAUGGGGACGGGGAUCUUCGAGGAUGCGGCGAUGCUGGCGAAGCACCAAGCGCUGCGCGGGGAGCUGGCCGAGCUGGCCAGGACAGAGAGGAUGCUGGACCAGCUCGUGCAGGACUGUGCCCUGGAGAUCCAGCAGCUGGCUGACAAUGAGACCAACCAGAGGCUGGCAUACGUCACCUACCAGGACCUCUGUGCCAUCGGCAGCUUCCAGGAGCAGACGGUGAUUGCCGUGAAGGCUCCCCCUGAGACGCAGCUGGAGGUGCCAGACUUCAGCCAGGAGAACUUCCAGCUCCACCUGAAGAGCACCAACGGCCCCAUCGAGGUGUACCUCUGCCCGGAGGAGAUCACGGAGGAAAGCCCCACCAAGGAGCACCCCGCUGUCCCCUCUGCUUCCACCUCCCCACAGGACCGCCCCGUACCCCCUUCCCUGCCCAACAGUUCCUCGUCAGCCCCACAGCCACCCCACCCCACCUCCCAGAGCUGGGGGGGCACAGGAACUCCUCUCUCACCCCCACCCCUGCCUCUCCCCAUCCAGGGGGGCCCCAGCUCACUGCUGGAGAUGGAGCCUGGGCUCCUGGGCUCCCCUGCCCACCUUCUGCAGCAGACGGAGGACCAGCUGCCCUGCACCCCCUCCCACCUGGACUUGGGACCCUUCGUCACCUUCUCGCCCCCCCUGGAACAGGAUGACUACCUCUGGGGGCUUGAGGGCGAGGGUGUCACAGACCUCUUUGAGACAUACGACUUGGGGGACCUGCUGAAGCACUGAGUGUGCCCCCAGCCCCCGUUGCCUUUGUCCCCUCUGGCCACUCGUGUCCUGAGUGCGUGGGGUCUGUGUGGGGUGACUGGAGGCACCGGGGUCUGUAGGGGAGCGCUGGGAUUUUCUGAGGAUGGGGGGUGAGGGGGACUUGUGUUGCUCACCCAGUGUGGCAUCUCUGCACUCGCAUGGUUGGCACCUCACUGGGCUCUGGGAGCGCCCUGGGAUCCAUCCAGGAUCCAUCCCAACAUCUCAGAAAUCCACGGCGCACCGAUGCUUCCCACCAUAACACCCUGGGGAUGCUGGUGGACUGGGAGUGCCUUUGGGUGCCCCAGAUGGGUUAGGGGCACCCUUGGGUGGCAGGGAAACCUCUGCCCACAAUGGGCUGUGUCACGUUUUGGGGUCACUCCGGUUGCUCCUCAGUCAAACUGGUUCUUGAUGGUCACAAGUCAUUCCCAGUGGUGUUUUUUUUCCCUCCCACGGCUGAAAAAUCCUUAAAAAAACCAUGGAGGCAGCAAAGCUGAAGUCUUCUUUGGCUGAGGGAAGGAUGCAGCUCACGUGGCUCUGGCAAAUCUCUGGCCAGGACAUGGAGCCAUAUUCCCUGAGGGGCUGCAGCCCCUCAGCCCCAGCCCACAGCAGCUCCCUCCAGCCUCUUGGAGCUACUGGUGCUGGGAGUAUCAAAACUGGAAUGUACUGGGAAGGGAAUGGCCUGGAGGAGGCCAUGACCUGCAGAGAGGGGCUUGGGCCAAGCCCUGGGACGUGGUGUAGGAAUUGGGCUUUUAAUUGUGCCUUUCCUUGUGAAAUACCCGUAAUUAUUGCACUGUAUUUAUCUGGGUCCCCCCUUUGGUGCGGGGCUGGCGGGGCUGGGAGGGGUUGGAGUUGGCAGUGGGUGUAUUUAAGUUGUCCUUCCUUGGGUUGUUGGUGCUCCUGUAGGUUGGCUCAAGAGAUGGUGUGGGUGAGAAUAGUUUUUGGCCUGGAAAAGC